CCCCGAAUGCACCCUUGCGGUCCAGAUACUCCGAUAUAACCUCAAUUCCUUCAAUAUCUCCCGUAUCACCUAAAUAACAGUCUUUUAGCCAAAAUUGACUCGUUUGCGCUGGCUUAAUAUUAGAUGCGAGGUUCCCGAAAUUGCCGACCAACCCACAUACCUACGCAGUUAUGAGGCACUAUUGAGCCACUUCUGCUGAGCGAUUAUAUAUCCUAAAGUCCAGUACUCAACUUCCUACAGUCCAUUGGGGUUGUAUAGAAGGCGCAAGUAUACGCCCAGACAUUGCCAAUCCACCGCUACAACUCCCGCUUGUGCCGGCCCGGUCGCUCUCUCAAUAUGACUCUCCCGUGGUCCUUCCGAAAAUCGAAAUGGGACCCUCCCUCCCUCCUCGAAAGCUUCCUCCAAUCCCCCCUAGCAGUCCUCCUCGGCUUCCUACACGCCCUCCUCAUCAGCCUGCGCGGCGCGCCCUUCCACCCUCCCAAAAACCGGCCUCCCAUCCGCGUCGUCUGCAUCAGCGACACGCACUCCCACCAGCUCUCCAACAUCCCCGCCGGCGACCUGCUCCUCCACUCUGGCGACCUCACGAACGACGGGACCAUUAAGUCCCUCCAAGAAUCUCUGGAUUGGCUCAACACGCUACCACAUAAAUACAAAGUCGUCAUCGCCGGCAACCACGAUAGCUACUUCGACCCGAGCGCGCGCAAGGAGGAGGAUAUAAACUCAAAGACGCGCUUGGAUUGGGGGAGCAUCAUAUACCUCCACAACCGCUCCACGCAUCUGCGCUUCAAAGGCGGGCGCAGCUUGAACAUUUACGGUUCCCCCGAUAUCCCCAAAUGCGGCGGUAAAGAGCACGCAUUCCAAUACGACCCCACCACCCCCCCCUGGCACACCCGCAUCCCCCUCUCCACCGACAUCCUCAUAACCCACACCCCACCCCACACACACCUCGACCUCCUCCUCGGGUGUCCCUCGCUCCUCUCCGAGAUCUGGCGCGUAAAACCGCGCCUCCACGUCUUCGGGCACAUCCACUCGGGACAUGGACAGGAGUCCGUAUUCUGGGACGGGGGGCAAGCGGCGUAUGAGAGAAUCGUGGCGAGGAGGGGGGGCGUUUGGGGGGAUCUGGUGCCGAGUAGGGCGUGGGUGGAUGCGUGGGAGGUGGUGUGGUAUGGGGUUAAGGGGGUGUUGUGGCAGUGGCUGAUGGUGGGAAGGGGGGCGGGGGGUGGGGGGUUGUUGGUUAAUGCGGCGUUGACUUAUCAGAGUACGAGUGAGAUUAGGAAUGCGCCGCAGGUGGUGGUGCUGUGA
This is a messenger RNA of Pseudogymnoascus verrucosus, 1302 nucleotides long. RefSeq lists its product as uncharacterized. The coding region runs from base 337 to 1302 and encodes 321 amino acids. Lineage: Eukaryota; Fungi; Ascomycota; Leotiomycetes; Thelebolales; Thelebolaceae. The transcript is spliced from 2 exons. The record is from RefSeq and is a predicted model, not a curated record. Gene Ontology annotation, molecular function: hydrolase activity.